Messenger RNA from Colletotrichum gloeosporioides, 1689 nucleotides. RefSeq names its product Exoglucanase 1. The record is from RefSeq and is a predicted model, not a curated record. The coding region runs from base 1 to 1689 and encodes 562 amino acids. The transcript is spliced from 5 exons. Gene Ontology annotation, biological process: carbohydrate metabolic process. Gene Ontology annotation, molecular function: hydrolase activity, hydrolyzing O-glycosyl compounds. Lineage: Eukaryota; Fungi; Ascomycota; Sordariomycetes; Glomerellales; Glomerellaceae.
AUGGCCGUCCCGGGUUGCGGUCCCUCGGUGCCUGGCGCCUUUCCUUUUGGGAUCAAGGCAAACUCCGCGUGGUACUAUCUUGUCGGAUCUGAAUUCGUGGUAGCCGACGGAUGGACCCCUCCGUGGAACUACUGCGGAUUCCCGUGCUAUGAUACCCUCACUUCCACGAAAGGGAGCCGUCGGCGACUGGGGAUGAUCAUCUUCCUUCGGAGUCUGGACCUCCUUGGCUCACAAUGUGCCAAGAUCUACCGCGGACCAGAGGGAAAUAUAAGAGGCCAUCAACAGUCCUCGACGUCAGGAACAUCUACCGCUGACCUCGUCCUCAACCAUUCACUCUCUAUUCUUUCGCAACAUCACAAGAUGCGUUCUCUCUCUGUUCUCCUCGCGGCCAUCACCGCUGUCUCCGCGCAGCAGGCCGGCACCCAGCAGACCGAAACCCACCCCAAGCUGACCUGGCAGAAGUGCACCAGCUCCAGCUGCACCAACCAGAACGGUGAGGUCGUCAUCGACUCUAACUGGCGCUGGCUUCAUGACAGCUCGGGCGCCAACUGCUACGACGGCAACAAGUGGACCGACAAGUGCAGCACCGCCACCGACUGCGCGUCCAAGUGCGCCCUCGAGGGUGCCGACUACUCCGGAACCUAUGGCGCCACGACCUCCGGCAACGCCCUCAGUCUCAAGUUCGUCACGCAGCACGCGUACGGCAAGAAUAUUGGCUCGCGUCUGUAUCUCAUGAACAGCGCUACCAAGUACGAGAUGUUCACCCUCACCGGCAACGAGCUGGCGUUCGAUGUCGACCUUUCUCAGCUUGAGUGCGGCCUGAACGGUGCCCUCUACUUCGUCCAGAUGGACGAGGACGGUGGCAUGGCCAAGUACUCCACCAACAAGGCUGGUGCCAAGUACGGUACUGGAUACUGCGACGCCCAGUGCGCUCGCGACCUCAAGUUCGUCGGCGGCAAGGCCAACAUCGAGGGCUGGGUUCCCUCUUCCAACGAUGCCAACGCUGGUGUCGGUCCGUACGGCGGCUGCUGCGCCGAGAUGGACGUCUGGGAGUCCAACGCACACUCCUUCGCUGUCACCCCCCACGCGUGCAAGAACAACGCGUACCACGUCUGCGAGAAGAGCGGUUGCGGUGGCACCUACUCCGAGGACCGCUUCGCUGGCGACUGCGAUGCCAACGGCUGCGACUUCAACCCGUACCGCAUGGGUGUCACCAACUUCUACGGCAAGGGCAAGACCGUUAACACCUCCCAGAAGUUCACCGUCGUCACCCAGUUCUCCAACAACAAGGUUGCCCAGUACUUCGUCCAGAACGGCAAGAAGAUUGAGAUGCCUCAAUCCGCCAUCAGCGGCGUCACUGGCAACGCCGUGACCCCGGAGUUCUGCACCAACCAAAUGAAGGCCUUUGGCGACCGCGACCGCUUCUCCGAGGUUGGAGGCUUCUCCCAGAUGAACUCCGCCUUCAGCGGCAAGUGGGUGCUGGUUAUGUCCAUCUGGGACGACCACUACGCCAACAUGCUCUGGCUCGACUCCGUCUACCCUCCCGAGAAGGCCGGCCAGCCCGGUGCGGCCAGAGGCGACUGCCCCACGACCUCCGGUGUUCCCGCCGAUGUCGAAAACAGCCUUGCCAGCGCUACCGUCACCUACUCCAACAUCCGCUUCGGCCCCAUCGGCUCUACUGUCAAAUAA